UGACUCACCGGCGUUUAGUCAGUGAGAGUCAAGCUCGGCUGACGCGCACUCACUCCUCCACGUCGCGACGCCGAUCUGAGGAGAACCGUAACCGUCACUUUCCUUUCGUUUUUGCUGUCAGUUUUAAAUUAAAACUACCUUAUAAUCAUCGGAAAAGUAUGUGUUUGAUAUCCUCAUGACCGCGAGUCGGGGUAUGAGAUGAGAAAAGCGAGGAAGCGACUGCCGGCGCACGGAUCGCAAGCUUCUGUCAGGAAACAUGAAGCAGAUCCGUUGCCCUGGAAGAAACGCAAGCUCCUGGACAUCCAUCAGGCCCUGAACAGCGACCCUGUAGACAUCGAGACCCUUCGGCGGGCGGCUGUGAGUGAUGGCGGUUUGUUGACGGAUGACAUCAGGAGAAAAGUUUGGCCCAAACUCCUCAGCAUAAAUGUGUACAGUCUGCCUGCCAAACCUUCCAAAGAUGUCCGAGAAGACCACAAGGACUACAGACAGGUGAUGCUGGAUGUCAGUAGAUCAAUGCGGCGUUUCCCGAAAGGCAUGCGUGUGGAUGAGCGAGAGGUUCUCCAGGAGCAGCUGCUCGACAUCAUUUUGGAUGUUCUGAGGAGAAAUCCUCAGCUGCACUAUUAUCAGGGUUAUCAUGACAUCGUGGUGACCUUCCUGCUGGUGGUGGGGGAGAAGAUGACCAUCGCAAUCAUGGAGAAACUGUCCAAUCAUCAUCUCAGGGAUUUCAUGGACCCCACCAUGGACAGCACAAAGCACAUCCUGAACUACCUAAUGCCCAUUCUGCAGCAAGUGGACAGAGAGUUACACGACUUCAUGAUCAGGUCCGAGGUGGGCACCAUCUUCGCCCUGAGCUGGCUGAUCACAUGGUACGGCUAUGUCCUGUCAGAUUUCCGGCAUGUUCUGCGGCUCUAUGAUUUCUUCCUGGCCUCUCACCCACUCAUGGCCAUCUACUUCGCCGCUGCGAUUGUGUUAUACAGACAGAAGGAAGUGAAGAACAGCGAGUGUGAUAUGGCCAGCGUUCAUCACCUGCUGUCUCAGAUGCCUCAGGAUCUGCCGUACGAGGAGCUGAUUGGUCGAGCUCAGGACCUCUUCGUGAACUGCCCGCCCUCUCUGCUGACCCGGUCUGCAGCGCUGCAGCCACGCAACAUAAUCGCCAUCAGCACCUUCACAGACUUCCAGAUGUCCACGAUGAGGCAGCGGCCCGACUCCGUCCUCCGUCGGCAGCUUGAAAAGCGGCACAGGAACCAGCUAGACCUUCCCAUGAGCACCCAGCCGGCGAGCACGAACAAGCUCGUCAAGAUGGCGGUGUGGGGUCUGUCGGCCACGUUAGGAGCCGUGGCGCUGGCCGUGGCUCAGACCGCCAUGGACUGGGCUCCUGAGUUUCUCUCGCAGCUCUUCUGACGCCAAACGCGGUGCGCUGCGAUCACAAAUGCGUGUUAAGUCAUGCAAAACACCUGGAAAGAAUUAAGCUGCUGCUUAUUUAUUUCCCAAACCAUGUUUCCCCCCCCUCUCCCCUUAUUUAUAGAUUUUAGCUGAGCUGAUAUUGGGGGAAUGGGAGGAGUCAAGCGAGGUUUUUGGUAUCAUAAGCGUUUCUGUAUGUCGUUCCAUCAGCACAAUGUCAGGGAAAGUGCUCCGCUAGGCCGUUCUCAACAGCACAAAUUAUUAAAAGGGUUUUUUUUUUUUUUUUCUUGCUGAAUGCCGUCAGUAGUGAGUGAAGCUCAUUAAGAGGAGAAAACGGGUGAAGGCUGAAAGACCACAGAGACUCGCUGGUGAACAACACCGUUUAUUCUGGAGCCAGAUCAGCCUCCACACGCUUUCAGGAUCCACGGCUCUGCGCACACAACUCGGUUUUAAACUAUUUUCGCUGAGAAACUGCUUGUAAAUUACGUAAAAACCAAGUGUCGUUAAACAUGAAUUAUCUUGAAGUAAAAAAACUGAUAAAGCAUUUUCUAAUAAAACACACUCUAAUGAUUUUGUUUUAUUCACAAUAAAUGUUUUAUUUACAGUAGCAAGGGAAACAUUUAAGGCUGUUUAAGACACACACACACACACAUAUAUAUUAUGUACGUGUGUGUGUAUAUAUGUAUGCGAUAAUAUAUAUCUGUAAUUUGCUAGUAAAUGUCACAUAAUUACAAAAUAUAUAUAUAUAUAUAU
Molecule: messenger RNA, 2154 nt
Organism: Puntigrus tetrazona (Sumatra barb)
Lineage: Eukaryota; Metazoa; Chordata; Actinopteri; Cypriniformes; Cyprinidae
Exons: 8
Coding region: 199-1401 (400 amino acids)
Biological process (GO): endoplasmic reticulum to Golgi vesicle-mediated transport; positive regulation of GTPase activity
Cellular component (GO): endoplasmic reticulum membrane
Molecular function (GO): GTPase activator activity
Source: RefSeq, a predicted model, not a curated record